AGUUUGUUUGGCGGGGACUUCAACAUGGCGACCCCAGGUGGUGAAAGUUGGUCAAAAUGCACCAUUUUUCUCUAAAGAGACGCGGAAUUCGGGCAAAAUGAGCCCUUUGAUCGGAGAACCUGCUAUAUUUUUCUUCCAGGCAAGAAUUUGAUGCCAUGUGUGAAUCGUUUAAUAAUAUCAAGACUGAAACUGAAGCUUUUUCAAAGAGAUGUCAUGAAAUUGUCAGCUGAAUUCUGUUAACAACCACUCAUUCAUUAGAAGUCGCAUAGAAAAUGUCUGAAGAAGGAAAAAAGUCAAGUUAUUCAAAUGAUUUUUCUGCGGUGUCAGAAGCACGGCGAUCAUGGAGCUGGCGGAAACGAGAGGGAUUGGUAAGGUGAACUUAGAUUUCUUUAGUUUUGUAUAAUCUGACAGUAUCGCAGUGCUUGAUACAUAAUCCAUAUGCACCAAGCGAAGCAAAUGUCUAGAUCCCUGUGAGUUAAAGCGCCGUUCAAAAGAUCUGAUUUUCAAGUUUCAUCACUAUAAACAGUGAGCGUUUCUUGUGCACAUCAGGGGUGGUCAUAAACGCAGAACAUACAUUGAAGUCGGUCUGUAUAGACCAUGGGUCAAUUCAGUCUCAAAAAUAAAAGGUCAUUCUUCCGAAAUGGGAGCUACUGUAAAGGACGAUUUAGAUGGUACGAUUUUUGCUUACGACUAUAUGUACGAGACUACAUGUAGCAUGCAUCAUGACUUGUACAUGUGGACAGAUCAUGUCACGUAAAUUAGACCCACGACAGUCGUAUGAAACAUUGUGGAUGUUGUAUGUGAAAAUGGUGCACGUGUGGAUGGUUGAAAGUCAUGACAUAUGCUAGUCACACACAAUAUUUGUAAACAAAAUCGUACUGUCUAAAUCGGCCGUAAGAUUUUUGUUAAACGCUCCCUACGUGAAAUUCAUUACAUUAAGGUGGCUGAACACAGUUUUGCGGGCAGUCAGCGGUAACUCGCGUGACCGCGCGUGUUUUUAAUUAGACAAACAAACAUGGCGGCGAAAAAGCAAUGGUACACAGAAGACGAUUUCUCAAAAUCUACUCAUUAAAAUUUUGUGAUAUUUGGCAGAAUUUUUACUUUUAUCGUAUUUUAGAUAAUGAAAACUUUAAAAUGGAGGUUGAACAGACGAAUUUCGUGACACAUUUAAUAAUUACGAUACAAUUAUAUUAUUGAUUAUCUAAAAGUCCGUCUGUUAAAAUUUGAUCAAAUAAGUUUCAAAUGGUAAUGAUUAGUUACAGUAAGCUGUGUGCAAGAUUAUAGGAAAAUCUAAUGAGCGAAUUUUAUGUAAACUGAACAAAAGUGAAAUUUUAAGGUUGUAUUCAAUUGUUCAUGUUGCCAUGGAAACUACGAAAACGUCAAAUUUUACCUGUCAAUCAAAAUCUUUCAUUAGUAUAUUUUCCACCUGCCAAGUUUCAGCUUGUGAGCUGCAACUUUUCUCUUGCCAUGAUUUGGCAAAUGAUAUACACUCACAAACUGCCAAAACUGUGUUCAGCCACCUUAAAACUGCAGAAAUGAAAUUAUUAAGUGGGAUUCCCCAUGCUAACUAUUGGCACAUCAUAGGUGCACAUACCCCCUCUUUGAGCCUCCUGUCAAUUUAUGCUCAAUUUUGAGACUAUAGUUUCUUAAUUUGUAAGGCCAAAAUAAAAUUCAGAGAUGCCAAAAAAACAGAAAAAGCGAGUGUAACAGGCACUCUUGGAGAACCGAGGAACUUUUUUCUGUAUGCAACAACAAGAAUAGACCCUUUCACGGUUUUUUCAACUAUUGACUUGGACAAGUUGGGAAAUCUGUCAACACCACAGGAAAGAGCGCCUUAAUAUUAAUAAAAUUGCCAAAUUUGAAAGUGAUACAUCUUUCAGAUGUUUGUACAUUUUCAGAUGUUUGUAUGACAUUUACCCCUCACCAUACAAACAUCUGUAAAAUUUUGUGACUUUGAGGAGCUACAUCUUUGUUUUCAACAAAUCACUUUCAAACUUUGUAAUCUUAUUAAUCUUAAGGUGCUCUUUCCAGUUGUGUUGACGGAUUUUCCCUUAACUUGUCUAUUUAAAAAGUUGAAAAAAUCGUAGCAGGGUCUUUUUUUGCAAUUGUGUACUUUUUCGCUGUUGCCAAGAUGGCAUGGCACCCUCGUUUCAAAGUUUUCCUUUGCAACAAUCUUUUGGUUAUUUCAUAUAAUUAGGGAGAGAGUGAAGGUGAAAUUAAUAUGGAAACCCUGGAAAUUCUUUGUGAAGCACAGGAAGUAAGUGUUUUGCUAUUUGUGAUUUUUGCUAUUUUGAUUUACAUUAUUUUCUUUUUGUUUUGUAAAUGUUGGCUUUAAAUUUUAAUGGAGAAAUCAGAAUGAUGUUCAUGGCAAAGGGCAAACACCAACUUGUACCACAUGAUCAAAUGUUUUUUCUUAGUACAUGUAGUCUCACACCACUUUCACCCAAAAUAAUUAUUUUGAACUGUUUUUAUCAGUUUAUUUCCUUAUUUGAGGAAUUGUCAACAUGAAUCUGAAGUUUGCCAUUUGUCAUGAUCUUGAAUGAUCAUGAAUAAUUAGGGCUGUAGAGAAUCAACCUAGUUUGAAAUUAUUUUAACCUGAAUGUCAUUUUGACAUACAGCACUAGAGAGAGUUUUGUGUCCAAAGCUCAAAGUCAAGUUUACAAGCUCAGUGAGAUUACAAGCUUAUUAUGCAUUGCAGAGAUGGGACUGCAACUAGUCUACUAUUACAUGUACUUAGGGAUAGUAGAGCAAGCAACAUAAGAGAAUGUGUUUGAAAAUUGCACCUGCAAAGUGUUUUACGAAUAAUUUGUUGCAACAUUAUGUUACAUGAUCUCAUCAUAUUAUGUGAUCUCAUCAUUACGUUAGAAAAGAGACGAUGAAUCAGUUGGCCUCAGCUCUCAGGAAGCGUUGAAGAGACUUUUUGAUGCCAUCAAAGAUGAACUAUCAACAUACAUGGAGGCUAACAGUUGUACAUGGAAGGAAGAUUUGUGGAACACCUUGAGUCAUAAUCAUCACUUGCCAAUCAGCUUUAUCAGCCUUGGCUUCCUUAUUCUUGAGGUCUUGGUGAUGGUUUUGUCGUAUGCCCUGGCUGGCUCAACAAGAAAGUAUGUGACAAGUUUUCUUAGUCUUAAAAUCUAUCUUAUGUUGUUGUGGUCCCUUCUACAAGCACACUAUAGCUGUUGACAAUGGGCUUAAUUGAGCACAUUAUGUCAGAGACAGGCUGCUUAAUCAUUUGUUGGUCAUAUGAGUUAACAAAAGUUUAUUUAAAAUGGAAAGAACAGUAUCAUGAGGAAAUGCAAAUGUUGAGUUAAUGUGAAGAGAUAGUUUCUUUUCUAUGAUUUUCAAAAACUAAAAGCUUUAGUCUCAGGACUAGCAAAGCUUGCAGGAGAUGUAUUUCUACGGGCAAACUCACCUCUUGAUAAUGGAACCCAGUUUAUGGAGGGUACUUAAUUGAAUCACAAUAGUGAAUUUCUCAUUUUCUCAAUUUCAGUCAGAAGUAUAUGUAUUCAGUUUAUAGGAGUCUUGUAGAUCUUUGAUUUUAUAAUGUUGCAGUUCCAGCCUUCCAUUGGUUGAAGGGAUAAUUGUUUUGUUGCUUACAUCUGUGAACCUGGCCUUGUGUGUGAGAGAGGAAAGACUGAGGAGGACUGAGAUGGCAAGGAGUGUGCAGGACCUUCUUGAUAAUUAUGAUGGUGAGCAACAGUGAAGCAACCUGGAGUUUUGUAGUUGUCAUUUAUAGGUCAGAGCAGGAAAAAAAUAAUAAUUAAAUCCACUUGCAAGGGGGGGGGGGGGGGGGAGAUGCAAGUAAAUUUCAGUUUUCACUUGUCCUCGCUUAACUAUUUCUUGCCCCGAGGGAACACAAUACUGUACUGUCUAUAAUACAUUGGAAAUUUUAACAAAGUGUAUGAGAUUCCUGAUACCAAAAUGCUGUGCCAGAUACAGAGUAACUACUGGAUUUAACUGAUAUGGUGAUCCGAGGAGUAAGUAACAGGGGCAAGCAAGCAAACAAGCACUUUGAUUUUGAAGUGAUUCAUGCUUUCAACUAAUUGCAUCACUUUCAGUUUUCAGUUUUGAAAUACAUGUACAUGUAGUUUCUGUCUGGAAAUUAUCAUUUACCAAACUGACACUUUCAGACAGACCGACAGGACCACUGAGGCUAAUUACACUUGCCCACUGACACACCAAACUUCUAUUUUUACUUGCCUCAGAUCGUAAUUUACUUGCUCCAGGCCUUGGACCUAUUACAGUUACAGCAGUUAUCACUGACCCGUGCUUAUUGUGCUUAAAUUUCAUGCCAUCAAAGUUGAAGUGAGCAUAUGUCAAUCAAAUUCAUGCAAGUCCCUAACAUUAUUUUUAACAUGAUUUCAUGGUACUAACCCUUUAUACCUAACGAAUUUUGCUGUACGAAGUAGUUGUUAUCUGCAGAUCAACUCGUACUUUUGACCAUGCAUUUAAAUAAAAUGAUUAUACUUUACUGUGACCAUUCAAAUAAAAACUACUGUGGUGUACUUUUCUGUUGAUAUGAUUCCCAUUUAAUACUAUGUAAUCUAACUGACAAACAAAACAACAACAACAACAAAAUGAUGCUUAUACUAAGCAAUCCAUUGCUCAAGUUUCUAACCUCAGUCGUGAAACUUAUAUAUAACCAUUACAAUAAUUGAUAAAUAAUAGUUGGCUGUAAUUUAAUACUGUUGUCCUUGAUAGACUGUUGCAGUUGGAUGCCAUCAGAUUAUGUUGACCCUUGCACUCCUCCUUCACCAUCCAUCUCACUGGUGCAUGCCUAUAGAGACCAGGAACUCGUCAGUGUACCAUGUAACCUGCUCGUCCAGGGAGAUGUUGUGGUUCUAGGACCUGGGCACUCAGCCCCUGCACAGGUUCAACAGGUUAAUGAAAUAGAUUCUUCAUUAGUUGUGAUAAUCAUGUGUGGUCGGGGCCUGGAAUAAAGCUUCAAAAUUAGUAUCCGUUGGUUGCAUGUGAGUGUGGACUCAAGACAAAAAAACAUGAUGAUGAUGAGGACAAGACAUGAUGUGGUUUGCUGCCAAACAUUUGAAUUAUAACAGCCGUUAAAGCAAACGGUCACAGUAAAGUUUUAAGUUGUGUAAAAACAUGUUUUUGAUCAUGGAGUUCUGCUUAUCUUUUAUUUUUCUCAAUAGACUAAGUCAACUUUCAUGAAUAUUUCUUGCUUAGAAACAGCACAGCUACUUUCAUGAAUUAUUUUUUGGAGUUUUACAAGUAUUCCAGAUAUUCUUUUUAAUGUCUAAAAAAUUCUUGUGAUGAAAGCAUACAGCAAUGUCAUUUUGUUUUGAAUUGUCAACAGUUAAACAAGAUUGUUUGAUGGUUUGAGGCUUUGCAUGCAGCUGGCAUAGGUUCCUGGAAUAUUCCUUAAGUUUUUCCAGUAGCCCUUGUGACUGGCCCAGUUGCCUUUCAUUGCCUUGUCUUAUCCCCAAAAGUGAGACAAACUUAAAAGUUGAGUAGCCUGUAGGGGUUGGGUAUACAGCUAUUUCGAGGAAGGUUGUCGGGAAAAGUGCACGCGACAAUCCUGAAAGGCAUUGUGGGUGGUUUUGAGUUCUCUUUUUUUCACAGAAAUUUGAAAGAAUUGGCACAUAAGGCCUUGUAAAUUUGUUUGCCAUUGCUAAAGGAAAGCAACAAAAGUAGGUUCAACAGCUACAGUCGUCAGGAACAGUGUAUUGAUUAUAUCCCAUAUUACCUUUCGGGUUUGUCGCGUGCACAUUUUUGCCAACAACCUUUCUCGAAAUAGCUGUAUGUUGUCCACCUACAUCUCACAUAGAUUUUUGAGUUUCAGACCUGUGGUUUUUGCUGUUAUCUUGUGGAAGACAAGGCAGUUUGCCCCAUUUAAAAUAAAUUGGAAAUCAAGAAAAUUUUUGGAAAUAUUUCUGUUUAAUAUCUAUUUCAGACUAUGAUCCCUGAAUCAUCAAGCUAAGUUAAGGUUUCAGUUUAAUUGGACUGGUGAUACAAGUAACAAAAGACAUUAGUCAAGUAUACAUGUGUCUGCUCACUCACAUGAAAGGCUUAAUGCAGUUUGAGGCCAAAAAUUCAUAAAAUAAUGUUGACGAACUUUUCAUGAUGUUGACGCAAGGUAUUCAAUUUAGCUCAUAAAUCUUCAUCAUCUAAAUCUUGCCUAAGAUAUAGUAUAUACUUUGAUUAAAGUUCAAACUUUACUACACAGCACACCCUGUACACAUCCAAUUCAGUCUUUUAAUUAUUAUUAAUCUUUUGUCCAUACUGUAGCUCUCCUCUGAAUUGUCAAACAAAGGCUCUCUCCUGGUUCUUGAAGAAGGUCAAGUGUUCUACCCAAUCGUCACUCAAAACCCUUCUGGUAUGUUCACAUGCAAAGAUUUGUCAUUUUAUUUCAAGCUGUUGAGUUUGUGAUUUAUUUUACAAGUGUGGCUAUUUUUUUGGCAGAUGGCUCCAAAAUAACCGGUACCGGUAUACAGUCUUCACAACCUCACCAACGAGAAAAGUUCCUUGUCACAGUAACACCAUUUAAAGUCAGUUUAAGGUAGAUAUUUCACAGCCCAGUGCUAUUUGAUAUUUUGCAUUCUUAAAAAAGUUAAAGCUAUUGUAGUGAGGUUUAAAGUCAUUUUUUUUCCUCAUUUUAUUUGGAGUUAGAGUUCUUGUAUGUAGUUGAAGAUGUUUAAUUUCCUAUGUCAUGUUUUAUUCUGAAACUUUGUUUAAUAAAAUAUUCCCUACCUACCACUUGGAAGGUGGUGGAAGGAUGCAGUAAUGAUAUCAUAAUUUAUGCGAGCUAUCACUUUAAUCUUUUACACAGGAGAAUUCUCAAUCAGUCUUUGAAAAGACCAGUGAGCAUAGUAGGAAAUGAAAUGCAUUAUAUUACUAGCACUAUUGUAGACAAGAGACUCCUGCCUGUUAUUUUCGUGAGUAUAUAAUUUUCUGAAUUUGUAUAUUAAUGACAUUAGUUUUUGUAUUAUUGAAAAAUAAUGUCUAAAAAAUAUCUUUGAAGUAUUUUGAAUAUUAAAAUGUGGUUGAAUUGAGGCAAAUUUUGUCAGUUUGCUUACGUAUUGUAUUGAGAUUUGCAUAAUUGCAUAAUUUAUUGUUUCCUUUUCUGAAGGUGUUAUCCUUGAUUGUAAAUAUUCUCAGAAUAUUUCUUCUUGCAAAUGACUCAGGACACUGGAGUGAGUUGGUUCUUUUACUUCAGGUAAUAAAUUAUUUGUUACAGCUAGUUUAUAAUUUAUGAAUAUUUUAUUAAUUUUAAUUACAAAGAGUUCUCACAUUGUUUUUUUGUAGUUUCUUUCCUGUAGAUAUUCAUGGUUUUUUAAUGGAUUAUAUUGUGAUCAAAGUUAAGUGAAACCUUGUCAUUCAGACACCAAAGAGUCAGAACAAAGAACUUGCUGUUAUCUGAUCAACUCAAAGGUGUCAGGAUGUUGUAUUAUUUCUUAACUAUCUCUACAUGACCUCUAUCUGAGGCAGAUGUGACUGCAUCAGAAUUGUGGGCAAAUAAUAAUUAUUUGCCCACAUACUCUGCUGUGGGUAGCCUGUUCUAGGCAUUCAGAUGGUGUGAAGCGAGUUAAAAUGGCAAACGCAAAAGGAAAAUGAGGGUGAAAAAAGGAGGGUCUCCUCUCUCUUUUUUUUUUCUCUCUCUCUUCAAUUUUUCAUCUGUGCCCCACCAUCUGAAUGCCUGGAAUAGGACAUGCUGUAGAUUAGUUAAGGUUCAUUUGUAUGAAACCUAUGUGUGAUUUUUCAGGGUUAUGCUGUCUUGCCACUCCUACCCAUUUCUUUUCCCACUGUAUGGAUUGCCCUCAAUCUUUAUGGAGCAGCAAAAGUUAAAGUUCUGUUUCAAUUUCUUAAAAAAAAAGGAAAGGUGAGCACUCAACAAAUUUUAAACAGUUCUAAUUGUUUUGUGGAAAAUUAUAGGAAAAGUGAUGUUAAGAUAACCAGUAUACCUCAUUAGGUGAUAUUUGGGUCAUAAUAUAUUGUAAAAGCAAAACAGGCUGUAGAGAAACCAAAGUAAUGGUGUGACCAAGAUGGUAUCAGGAGGGAUCAUUAAGGCAAUAUUAAGUGUAUAAUGCACUGUUUUCAUUAAGAAUUCUAGUAGCAGGAGAAAGGUGUAACAUUACAGGAAAAUAUUGUGAAAGUGGCUCCAUGUGUGAAGAAAAAAUACUCAUAGGCUAAGUCCCUACGGCGGCCACAUUCAUCUUUGGUCCCUGGAAAAAGGGUUUUCCAGGGCAAGCAGUAUAAAUUAAAGUCAGUUCACCUUGGCAACCAGCAUCAUGUUCGCAAUGCAGCAAAGAUCAUGUGAAGUCACUAAGGCAACAUGAGUGAUAUGAAAUCAACAAUUAAGAUAACAAGAGUCAUGUGAAAUCACCAAAGCAACAAGAUCAAUAAGAGUGAUGAGAAGUCAACAAGAUUACAAGAGUCAUGUGAAGUAAACUAGGCAACAAGUGUCAUGUGAAGUUACCAACCUUUUUUUUUCAGCCAGCAGAUGAGUUAACUGUACAAGAAGUAUUGAAAUGUGCUUUGAAAAUAUUCCUGGGAGAUCCUUCAAGUCUACCAAGAACAGCAAAUCUUUUAGAAAUUCUAGGAAGCGUUACAGUGAGUUACACAUUUCUUUUAAAUAAUUAUAUUCUGGUUGUUUUGUUCAUAGCCGUUGAUUAAUGUAUUAUGGCCCACAAAGACAUUUUAUAUUUUGGCAUUUUGAGCUUUGUCAGUGGUUAACCCUAAUCACCUGACUAAUCUGUCUUGACUCAUGACUCAUUUGGCUCUAACAGCUUUCUCCCGAUUUACUAACAUUUAUAAAAGGACAUUUAUCUUUAUAAAUAAAGUGACCACAGAUCUCUGUAGUUUUGUAGAUAUGAUUUGAGUGGCUAGCAUUACUUAAGACUCUGUACAAACAUAUCAAUGUAAUAUGGCUUACUGCAUUACUAUAUAACAGGCCCAAAUUGUUCAAAAGGUGGAUAGCACUAUCCACCAUAUAAAUCUCUAUCCAGUUGAUAGUGCAUUGGUUUCCCUAAUUCUUAUCCACUGGACAGAGAUCUACCUGAUGGAUAGUGCUACCUAACCUAGGAUAAAUCAAAACUGAAAUCAAAUUUGACCUGUAUAAAUAUAUUAAUUUUUUUUUCACUUUCUACUUGAAGGUGUGGUGUUGUGUGGACAAAGAAGGGAUAUUGUCACUGCCAAAUCCUUGUGCAGAAAAAGUGUUCUUUCUAAAAAGUCGCAAACACAAGUUAAAAGAGGAGUUGGCAGGUAAAGCAAAGAGUAGAAAAGAAAGCACCUGCACAUGGACAAGUGAAGUAAGUAGACAGUCAUCAAGCCAGGAUGGACAAGAAUCUUCUGAUAAUGAUGACGAAGAUGAUGAUGAUGGUUAUGGUGACGAUGAUGACAUUUAUGUCAGUGAUUCUGAAACCACUGGUAAGUGUUUAUUGAUCAGUUCAGUUACUUUUCUGUCUUUGUCCUUUUUGUUUGUUUUGUGAAAAUAAACUCAAACAUGCAAUGAACACCUUUAAUACAAAACUGAUAUGUACAGUUAUAUACAAAAAAGGCUUUAUUUAAUUGAGCAACCUGAAAAAAGUCUGGUUUAAAUGGGCUUAACUUUUUUCACAUUAAACUUACAGGGAAUUUGUAAGAUAUAUUAAAUACAAGCAGUCUAAAGAAAUGUUAUUUUUCUUCAUUUUGUAUGAAUUUCAGGCAACAGCUGGAAUGAUUAUUAUUUUAAAUACAAGUGAUCUAAAGAAAUGUUAUUUUUCUUUAUUUUGUUUGAAUUUCAGGCAACAACUGGAAUGAUUAUUAUUUUAAAGGCCACAGAGAAGUGCUCAACUUGUCCUCUGAUCCUGAGGUAUUUCCAUUGGUAGUGUUGUCAUGAUUUUAAAACCGGUCUCGAUGAGCAUGUUGAGUUUGAUUGCUGGAUGUAUUUAGUUCUGAGUAUAUUGUGGAAGUACCGGUAUGUUCAUUUUCCUUAGUUUGAAAGGCUGAACUUUUAAUUGUUAAAACAAAAAGUAGCCUACGUAGCAGCCGCCGAAAGGGGUAGGGGACAGGGAAAAAGGGAAAAAGGGAGGGGGGUAGGUUCGAGAGGGGAAGGGACGCAGUGCUAUAAGAACCCCCUUUUAUUCAUUUCUGCGGACGCUGACGUCCGCAAAUUCCUGAUUGGCUGAGCCGUAAUGAGUAACUUAUUGGCGUGUAUCCUGGCGUGUAUUAGUGUGAGAGACAAACAUGACGAAGGCAUCAAGAAAAUGUGUUCUACUGGCAUAAGCUUUGGAAGAUGAAAAUUAAUCCAAUCAUGUAGCAACUUCACGUUAAAGCCCGAACUAAAACCAACUGUAAUAGCUUGUUUUGAAGGAAGAGAUGCUCAGGAGGUUUUGUAUACUGGAUUUGUCCAUACACCGAGCAGCGUUUCAAAGUGAUUGCGAUUCUUGCCAGACAUCUGCAAUGCCGAUAUUCAAAAGACCUCCUUUUCCGCAAAAACAUAUACCGUCUUGAAUGGAGUUUUAAAUGGUUUGCAAAGAGAGAGCUGAAGCUUUGGUAAAAACUAUCCGUUGAGCAUUUUGACAUUUGUUUAUAAUUCUCCUUUACUUUCAUUAUUCGCGUCUCAGGCUGGCCAGUGUUCUGUUCUUUGUGACCAUCACGGUGCUUGAUGAGGUUGUAAGAUAAAAGGUCUUGUGUAUUCACACGAAACUGAUCAUUGUUUGUCGUAGACUGCGAGCAGUAAAAAAAUGAGAGACUGCUCGUAGUCUAUUUUUGUCGUGUUUGCUGCGGGAGCAAGAACAGUAAAAAUGUUUCAUUUCGCUUGAUUAUGAUAUCACUUGAAAAAAGCAUCUCAACUUAACAAUUUCCGGUAAGUGAAGUAAUUAAGUUCGGACCAUGCUGAGAAGCCCCGUACUUGUGAUUGGUCACGUAUUGACAGUGACAUUAUCGUAUUAGUUGAGAAAAUGGUGGGCGGAUUACAAAAACACCGGCUCUUAUAGCAGGCGCUCCCUUCCAUUUCCCCUCUUUCGUGCUUUUCUCCCUCCCCUUUUUGCGCCUGCCAUGCAGGCUAAACAAAAAGACCCUAUAAAGAAUCACAGUCUGUUGCCAUUAGGCCUUGAAGCCUAGUCUAUAAAGCAGCAGUGAACAAUCUCAUAAUUGUAGAGGUCAGUUCUUAGUGUUUUAAGCCUUAAUUGAAGACUUGAUUACCAGCUGUUUUGUGUACCCACAUUCUUUCAUGCACUGUUUGAAGGAAGUUGCCUCAAGCAGCUGCAAUAUUAUUGAAACCUACUAUAGCAUGGAAAAAGAUUAACAAAACUACAUUUAUUAGAUAAUGACUUUGUUAUGUGUUAAACUCAAGUUCAUUGCACCACUUUUUCCCUAUUUCCACUUCAAGACUUUUAUUACAUUCAGGACUUUUUUGCACUGAAUUCUAGAGUCAAUUUGGACUGAGGUUUGAUGAUGCCAGGUGGGAGAAUCAUAUUAACUCUCUUAAACCACUGGUGAGGACUUACUAACAAAAAUUUUUGAUCACCUAGUUGUGUGAAUAUACAAUUUAUGUAGUCUGUCAGUAGUGUCACACAGUGAAGGGCAAUCCUAACACUAAAUGCAUGUUAUCUUUCAACACUGAAACAGCAAAAUGACUAACAAUGCGUUUGAUUGAUACUAUUCUGGAAUAAGAAUAUGCAAAAGUUUUAUAUAAAUCUCUUCUACUGUGACGUUUGAACCAUUUAAAAUAUAGCAUAGAUCAGCAGUGUGCAAAGAAUUUAGUGUCCGGUAGCCUCAAGGCUAGUGGAUAUUGCUGUCAGGUUAGUGAAUUCUGUUCUCAUUACUUGCCCAAUGGGAAAGUGAAGUUUUUGGGGGUAUUCAAAUAUUAAUACCCGUAACAUAAGAACUGUAAUCAAUCCUGUUCAUCAAUUUUGUUGGGGGGCUAGCUGAUGAAAUGACAACAGGGUUAGCUUCCUUUCUUUGCACCCUGAUCAGAAUAUUCAAGCAGUUUUGUAGAUUUUGAAAUACAAUGAAGCCCAAUCAAGUAAUUUAACAUUCUAGAGUUUAUUCCAUUUAUUGCUAUUCUAGAAUACUGUCAACCAAACUUGCUCUACUAAUCUAAGAGAAUGGCAUAGGACAACUUCAAUGUACUGUUUUCUGGCCGAGGGACAUCACUGUUACGUCUUCUAUAACAAUAAUUAAUUGGCAUGACAAGCCUGUAACCUGUGCAAGAUGUGUAAGAACUUUUUUAGUGUGAUUACCCAACACUGUCCGGGGUGUCCAGGGGUACGUAGGAGGGAAAUAAUAUUGUUGACGUUCAUGUAUGAAAGACAAAGUACCUCAAAUGUUUCGACCAGGAUUGUUAUUGCACAGAGAAAAUCUUACAAAUCAGACAGACUAAUUUUUGUAAAAAAAUUAUUAUAAGGGACAGAACAAAUCGCUGUACAGACUGAAAGUUAUAUGUAUUUCUUACUGUAACAAGACAAUCUUGUUGAUUUAGUUGAUAAAAAGUUUUUUUGUCUCCAGGGCCUAAACAUUCUCCUUAACUCCUGCUGUAAGUGUCCUGUGCGAUGUCUCCGGUUUGCAGAUCAUACUGGUCUGUUGUCUCUUUCCUACAAUCCAGUUCCCUUGCCUUGUUAUAGAAGGUAUCAGCACUUUUAUAUGUUAUGUCCUUUGUAACAGCUUUCCAGAAAAUAAUUUGAUAUUUCAGUGAAGGGUAAAAUAAGUAUGUGUAAUCAAAUGGUGACAAGUGAAAUUAUGGAAUAAUUUCUCACUUUUUUGUCAUCAAAAAUUUUGGACAAAACUUAAAUGAAAUAUUCCCUAAUUUGACGAGUAUACCUUUUGAUUACCUAUUAAUAUCCCAGUCAUGGGUUUUUUUAUUUGUUUAUUGUACCAGGAACCUCACAAACUGAAAAGUUUUUGCCAAAUUUCACAAUUAUCUGAAUUUUUCUGCAAACUACCUGUUGGAAUCCUUUCACAUGUGCUCUCUAGCCUGCAUGCUGACAUCUCCUAUUUUCUUUGCUUUCUCAUCUGUUCAGGUUUUUAGUGUCUUUUAAUGCCUCAACAUCUUCAUUCACAACAUUUUAAAACCUUGACUCCAUCUUGGCACAGUAGGUUGCAGAUUUUUAAUUUCACAUGUUAAGUUAUAAAUUAAUGCUGAACUUUUGCACCAAGGUUAAGGAGUAUAGUUUGUCACCUAUGAUAUGAAAUUGAUAAAGCAGGCGCUAAUGUUGGAUUUGAUGGUACUGGGUAUUUCAGGUGUUUGUGUCUGCUUGGCAAGGAGAUAGGUUUUAUGGAGCGUGCUCUUGAUCUCUUUAUAAAACAGAAGUACAUUUUUGCAGUUCAGUCGCCAGUGGUAAGUUGUUAGUCAUCCGUAUAACUAAACACCAGAUUUGCUACAGUAUUUCUUGUCAUUUUCAAAUCCUACAUCUGCUUAAUAUUAUCUCAUUUUUACAUUAUCUGUAUCAAUUUUAUAGGUAAACUAUCAUUUAUAGACUUUUGGGAAUAGACAAAAGGAUAAAAAAUUGAUGCAUUUUUGCCAUAAAUAUUUAUAAUUUUUAUGUAUGAUAAACAGACAGAGUCCCUAUCCAACAAAUCUCUCUAAUGUAAGUCUGAGCCCUUCUUCAUUAUGGUAGUUGAGACAGAAUCCAUUAGGAAAUUGGAGACAAACCUUGUACCAGAAUAGUUUAAACCAUGUCACAUUCUUUUUUACACUUUUCAAGGGCUGUAGAUAUGUUAGCCAUCUGUAAUAACACCAAAGACAAUUCCUCGCUGGAGCCCAAGAAAAUAGAUUUCAAAUUCCACAGAAAUAGUGAAAACACAAGUAUUUUGAAACUAUUUUAUUUUCUCGAGUUCCCAUAAGAAAUUUUCCUUGGUGUUAUUACAAAUAACUAAUCAUGUCUAUAGCCCUUGAAAAAUGUAAAAAAUAAUGCAAUAUGCUUUAAACUUGUCCACUGAAAAUUAAUCAACAGAGAGACAAUGACGUUAGUCCAGUUAUGAUCUCAUCAGUGUUUAACUGUGGAUAAAUAAUAAUUAUGUUGUCUAGAUAGUGUUAAUUCAAAAAAUGACAUUUUGAAAACUUCAAACGAUAAUAUUACAUUCUGCACUUCUACUUGUACCAGCAGACCUAGGUAAUCUGGAAGAAGAAAUGAUAAUUUUGGUUGACUUGUGUGGCUGUUGAGUGGUUUCUUCUUCUUUUCAGAAUUCCACUUUCAGAUUUCCCAUCCACUCCCAUUCAUUUUUAUCUGUAUCAAAAGAGAAGCCCAUACCAAACAUGAUCUGUCUGGUUGCUAAGGAAAAACGAACAGGUAGGUCACAUUAUCAGGAAUACUGAUGGUUUUUCUUUAAAAAAAAAAAAUAACCAGUACUCAACGCUCCUACUACACGUACAUUGUUCAAGGCAUUUUUGGAGGAAUCAAAGCAUCAUCCCAGCUGGUUUCAAAAUAAUUUCAGAAUUAUUGUAUUCUUUUUCACAUUUUUCCAGGCCUAAAGAUGUAAUUUAUCAUCUGUAAUAACACCAAAGAAAAUUUCUCAUGGGAGUCCUUGAAAGUGAAUGUCAAAUUUCACAAGAAUUGUGAAAACACAGGUAAAGUUGUGAAAAUUUCAUGCGGAAGAUGUAAUUUUGUGAACUUUGACGUUCAUUUUCUAGGGCUCCCAUAAGAAAUUUUCUUUGGUAUUAUUACAGAUGACUAAUUACAGCCCUUGAAUAAUGUAAAAAGAAAUGCAAUAUACUUUAAAUUAUUCUGGUACAAGGUUUUUGUCCACUAAAAUUUCCUGGCAGAUUCCGUCUUAAAGUGUUGAGGCAAGCAAAUUCCCACAUUCUUCCCUCCCUCCUUCCCCCAUCUCCUUCUCACUCUUUCUUACUUCAAGGGGGCGGGAUGGGGGGGGGGGAGGAAAAGUUGUUGGUUGAGUCCUUUCUAAAAUCCGUAAAUCAUGUUUUGAUGGUAAUUUUUUGAGAAAAAUCUAUGCAUCUUCAAUCUGCUUUGUAGGGUCUCUUCAACUUCUUACUCAAGGAUCAGCAGAUGUUGUUCUGGAAGCAUGUACAGAUUACUGGGAUGGUAAAAGUCUGUGUCCUGUAACAGCAUCUGAGAGGUACGUUUACGUAAGAACUUAAUAAUGGUCAGGUUAUUCAGUUCAUUAGAUAGUUAUUCUCUAAGCUGUUAGUAAUUCUAUGUUUACCCUAACUGUAAAGUUAUUGCAAGCUGGGAUGGUGGCAAUAACAACAGCUCUGUGCAAAAUGAGACAGAGGGAAUGCUUUCUGUUCAAUAAAAAUUCCAGUUUGAAAUUUUGGGAACUCCACGUGCCCAAUGAAAUGGUAAGUUCCAGAUACACUGACCAGAACCCAAGCCACCGCACAUCUGGGUAUUGUUCUUGUAAGCAGGAUGCAAAAGAGCAGUACUGGGAACAACAAUUUUGUCAAAUAGAAAGGGACAUUUCGGUCUGAGCGACCGAAAUGAGUGGACUGGUCAAAGUUGACCACCUUCAAAGGUGGUCCCAAAUAGUCCGGUCGUACUGAACCAAAUUUGAUUUCUAACUGAAAUUUCCCGAAUUUUGGGGGCUGAAUAGAAAGCUCCUAGUAUCUCACAUUCCUGGUAUUGAUCUCAACCUACUAUGGGGUCAAUACGCAUGCAGGGGACUAUUUUACAUCUCCAUCACCUUUAAGCUUUAAUACUGUAAAAUUCUGAAAAUAAGCCCCUCCAUGUAUACUUAAAGCCCCUCCAAAUACAAGCCCCCCUAACCAGUAACGCAAAAACCCCCUGGUUAAAUCGCCCCUCCAAAUAUAUGCCCCCCUGGGAGCUUUACUUGGAAAAUUGCCCUCAAAUAGUCCCUCAAAUACAAAGUAAAUCAAAGUAAAAACGGUAAAUUUACUUCCAACUAUAAGGCUAGCUCAAUUUUGAAACACAAAUUUCCAUCUGUAGAUAAGCUCCUCCGAAUAUAAGCCCCUCCAAAAAUAAGCUCCUCAAAAAGGGCCUUUGAAAAAUAUAAGCCCCGGGGCUUAUUUUCAGAAUUUUAUGGUAUGUUCUUAAAUUCAGUAAGAAGAAUUUUUCACUUAGUCUGUAGUUUAAGUUCAUUUCUCUUUUUUCUAUCAUUUUUAGAAAGAAAGUAUUGGACUUUUAUCAGAGGAACAGCAUGUCAGCAAACUGUGUGGCAUUUGCUUAUCGUCCUGUCAGUCAGGUAAUAAAUAACUUGUCAGUGAAUUACUAUCAUAAUGGCUAUCGCAUUUUCUUGCCGUAAUGAUGCUGGUUCACGCACAUGCACUACUUGUAGGGAGAAAAUCUCGUUCUCAUAAUCAUCCUCAUCUUAAUGUUUAGAAUCUCAAGCUCUCUAUUACUUACAUGUAAACUGAGUAAUAGUAAAUCUUACGUUGGAACGUCUACUCCUAUUUGCAUUUAAAUUGUCAUGUUUUGGCAUCAUACCUUGACUGAAAACAACAAAGGUGGUUACAUCGAUAUUUUGUUAUAUGAUAAUCUUGUUUUUUCUCCAAAAUUUCCUUAUUUGUUCUGACAGAUACCAGAUGAAAACAGCAGUGAUGUGUACUUAGAGCUGCCAUCUACAACUCGAUGGUUAUCGUUUAGUGAUAAUGAUGAUAUAGAAAGGUGCAAAUGAUUUUUAUUAAAGUCACUCUCAAUGUGUUUGUGUAUUGUGUGACAAUAUUAAGACUAGCUGGUCGCAUAUGGGCCUUCUUGCAUUGAGAAUUUUGAGAAGUCAAAAGAACUUUUAAUUAUUCCUUGGAUAUUCAAUAAUUUUUUUGUUGAUAACCAUUCAGUUUGAAGCUGAAGUCAGUAUGUUGAUCCAUUGAUUGUUUCUUUAUCAGUGCCUCUGAAGUCUCAGAAGAAGAAGCUGAAGAUAAAUUUGAUGAGACCACUGUUUUUGUAAGUGUAUAAAAAUGCCAUUUGCACAAUGUUUUCUAAUUUAUUCUCUACGAAUGGCAAAGCCUUAUCUCUUUCUUAGAAAAUUGUUUAGUAAGUUGAACCAUAUUUUUUCUCAUAAAAAAGCAAACAAACAAAUUAAACAAGUCAGCAUCAGUAACAGUUUUUCAACAUGUUCAUACAUUCCUAUUGUAAGUUAACAAUUUAACAAAGUGUACAUGCAGGAUCACAACCCUUCAUAUGGUUAAGAAAACCUGAUUUUAUAAAAAAAGCCGGUGGGGUUUGAACCAGCCCAGUUUUAGAGAGUUUGAAAAACCCUUUGAAAAUCAUAACUUUCAGAUUUCAUCCAACUCAUCAAGCUAUUAAUGCAAACAGUUGAUGCAGAUUUUAGUGGACAGAAUAUAUCUGUAUUUUGUAAACAUCAGUCUUUUGCAAAUCUUUUGAUGGGAAUUAACAGCUCAGUGCACACAGCUGAAGAUGGCUGUGACCAAUUGAAAAAAUCAAACAACUUUUAAUGCCCUUAUGCUUCUUAACCUCUUCUUUGUUUAAAAACAAUGUUUCAAUAAUUAUUUCUACAUUAUAGUUUCAACAUUCAAAUUUAUCAAACAAUUGCUUUAACAGUUUGAUAAGUUAAUUUCUUUGUGUCUUGACUGUCUGUCAUAAAAUCAUAAUUAAAUGACAGAUCUUAUUACAUCUUCAAUGGUGUUUUGUUAGAGAACCUAUCAAUAAAUGAUGUCUUUGUGCUUGGUGACAGACAAUGCCUUCUGAACUGAAUGCAGAAGAAUCAGCAGCAUCCCUCUUAGACAGAGUGAACGUUGUGGAGAAUGCAGAGGAAUAUCAGAGGUAUUUAGUUUGAAUCAUUUUUUUUAAUCAUUGGUCUUCUAACAUGUAUUUGCCCAAAUUCAUUUCAAGUAAUUCACAUUUUUUGCUUUUGCAGCAUUCUUGGUGGACAAAUCUUCAUUGGAGUGGUGACACUACAGUUUAAAGCUAAAAAGGUGCAAAUGUAUUGACUGCUUGAAUCAUUCAGCCAUGUAUAUGGCUUACAGCAGUAAGAACCAUCUUCCUGAUUUUAAGUAGAAUUUUUAUGAUUGAUCUAAGCUCUGUUUUGGUGCAGAGAGCUCAAACUAGGUGAAUUAAUUCCUACAUUUUGAAUUCUGAGUUUGGAUUAUGAAAUCUUGUCUCCUUUGGCUUACACUUGAUUUUUAUUCUUACAGGACAUUCUUCCACUCAUUGAAGAUCUAAAUAAUGCUGGGAUCCGAUUUGUUUAUUUUUCAGCUGAAAAUGAAAUGAGAAGCAGGGUAAGGGCCAGACUCUGUUCUGGAUUGUGUAGGCAUUUGUUCAAUUUUGGACUGACAGUAAACCCCUACACAUCGUAAGAGAAACAGUUAGUUUUGUUUCCCAACAAUUAUUUUAGUGUUUCUGAGGCAGAAUGAAGUAAAACAUUAAGAUUUGAUAACUACUUUAUUGCACUUUUAAUUUAUGCAUGCAAAUUAAUGAAAAUCUCAGCAAGAAUUCAACAUUUUUACAGGAAAGAGGUAAAAAGGCACCAGUGUUGCCCUCUGACAUCAUAGAUUUUCAGUAUUGUUGACUCUGAGACUUUUGACAGGAAACAGUUUCAUCAUUAGAUGCCAUGUGACCUCAGAGUAACCAAUGCCGACAGCAUGCACUGUUGGAGCCAAAAUUCCUGCAAAAUGACUAUGAUAUAAUUCAUGUUUAGGUUUUUGCAGAGCGCAUGGGCCUGGAAACAGGCUGGAAUUGUCACAUUUCUUUAAGAGAGGGUGGUCAACUAAUUGAGGACCGAGGCAGCAGUGCAACAGUAUCAGAAAGAAAUGCAGAGAGUCUCUUUGAUACUCAAGAUGACAUAAAUGUGGCUGGACAAGAAGGCGAUGAAAAACAUGUCAGUUGGUGGGGAGUUCGUAGUGAUGAAUCGCCUGAAAAAGGUAUUGUCACUAGCGCUUUAAAUGUGCACAUCAUGUUUCUGGGAAUCAUUUUUUAAGAUUUAAUUUAACUUUCAUGGUCAUAAGUUAACCACCUCUUGCAAGUGGUAACCCAUUGAAAAUGCCAAAAUCAGUUUUUUCAGUCAAAGUGAUGUAAUUUUGAAAGUGGGUUCCUCAUAGGUGACCAACUGAUGUAAGUAACCACUAAAUCCUGGCAUUUUUGGACAGUAACUUGAAGGAGGUUUUUAUUGUACAUGUAGUUGGUAUUUAAUUUCAAUGUGACUGGUUGUCCAGUAUUGGAAUCACCUAGUUAAAACAACAGUGUAAGGUACAUGUAGAGUAAAGUAUUAACAAGGUGAUGAUGUCAUUCAUCAGUGUACUCUGUCAAUACAAAUUACUUGUUAUUUACAUCCAAUUUAGUAGUUAUAAGAAAUGCAUACACAGAUUGUCUAGUUCUCUAAAGCAGCAUUGAGCUAAAACAAUGUGCUUGGACAAACAGCAAGGCAAAUGCCCUGUGGUUUAACCAACAAAGACAAUUACAGUCAAACCUCUCCAAGAGCACCUUGGAGACAUGAGGUACAACUGCGAGUCAUAGGGAAUUGAAGUGACCAGUGUAGAGAGAUUUUAAAACAAGGAAGUGAAUAUAUCUGCUGGGCCUUUAGUAUAGAUUAUUAUUUAUAUUAAUUUUGAUAAUAAUGUCUCCUUGCUAUUGAACAGUUCCUAAUAAGGCUGAAGCCACAGAGGAAGUGGAUCCCUUACUUGAAAGCCACAGUGAUGGAGGUACUCUGUUGAGUAGUAGUCAAAUAUCAGCACCUGAGGAUUACUGGUUCUUUGCAAACAGGGUAAUGAUACAGUAUUCCAAGUAAUCAAUGUGUACUUGUCUAGUAGUAGAUUUGCUAUGGUAUGGCUCUAGUAUGGCUGUUGUAGCUUGGAAGGACUUGGGUGACUAUGUGGUCUCCUACCAAAACUCAAAAUGGUUCUGUCACUCUUUGUAUGCAAUGUCACAACACUAAAAUAAUGUAAACUAACUAGGACUAGUUUUGGGUGGAUUAAUCUCUUCCAUGAGGUGUCCAUAUACUUUAGUGGGUGUCCAUAUACUUAAGUGUGUGUCCAUUAAACGGGGUUUGACUGUAUGUCAAACAGGUCACUUUGCCGUACCAGAAAACAAGGCUAUGGCAGGAAAGCCGUACUUCAACGCUAUUUAUCAUGCUUGAAUUUUUGCCAACAUUCUGCAAGCAGACACCUACAAAAUCACCUAGGGUGUCCACUUAGGAGGGCUUAGACUUUACUUUGAUUGCUGGGUUGAAAGAAUUGGGCGAAGAGUUGAUCUUGUUGUUAAUCCUUCUGAACUAUCAUUACUUUUACUCUUACUACAGUUUCUCUGUGAAAAUUGGUGAAAUGAUCAGUCAUUGCACAAGAGAUCUCACCAUUUUAGGGGUAUUAAAAGUUUACUGACCAAAACAACCUUAUGGUUGCGACUACAAACUCUCUUUAGGGAUCUCCUGACUCCACGUCUAGUUAAGAUUGGCUCUGUUAAAGUUAGGUACACCUGGUACCAACAAAGUAUUAAUUAUCAUUUUUGUGACAGGCUAAACUUCCUAGAGGGGUGCAAAAUAUCAGACCUCACCUGGAGAAUGUAGAUAACGUUCCUCUUCUUGUUCCAUUGUUUACUGAUUGUUCACCAGCUGGUAAGAAAAUAUCAUGAUUCAGAUUGUAAUAAAGAAUUAUUUGUAUCUCUUUGUCUGUUAAGUAACAUAAUGAUUACAAAUAAAAUAAUUGUGCUUAUUAAAAAUAAGAUAAUUAUUAUUACACACCAUUAUUUUUUCGAAAGUACUAGGUAAAAUUAAGGUUGUCAUUUGUUAUUGUAGUUAUUUUUAAAAUCAAAUUCUGCUCUCAAGACAAGUUUGACAUGGUUAAAGAAAUGAUUAAUAAUAAAUAAUACAUUGGCCUUUUAUAUUUUUUGGCAGCUGUUCAAGAGAUGAUCUCUAUAAUGCAAGAUUAUGGAGAAGUUGUUUGUUGUGUUGGAAGUUCAUUUAAUUCAGUUAACCCUGCUAUAUUUAUCCAAGCAGAUCUUAGGUAAGAAGAAGCCAAAUUGUUUCACCAAAUAAUUAUUUUAAUAAAAUUUUUAAGUUUAAUUUAACCCUAUUUUCAUUAAAAGUAGAUUUGAUGGCUGCAGAGGGCCUCCAAAUUAUUUUUCUUUUCAGAAGGGGCAUAAAUUAUUUUGUUUUUUCAUGUCCAACCAGGUCGCUGUCUUAGACCCUGUUUAUGUGGAGAAAACCUGUCCCGGGUCCAAAGGUCACCCGCUCAGUCGAUUCUACUUUAGUGAGCAUUAAUAUGAAAAAAAGUUGACCCCUUUGUCCAAGCCAACAGCUCUAGCAGAAGCUCUGAUUGUCUAAAACAGUGCUCGCGCAUGCUCUGAUUGUUUCGUCUUGACCAAAUUGACCUGGCUGGGCGAGCCAAAUUGUUCACAAGGAGAAAAGUUGGCCAGGCUAGGAGGGUGACCCUUCAAGCAAAGUCAACUUUUUGUCUUCCAUGUUCGACACAUUUUGUUAGGAAGUGAAUGAAAAGUUGGCCACUCACCCAGGGUAGCUUGUGUAGGUGGUUGACCCUUUUAACCUGGGAACUUUUUCACAUGUAAUAAAUUAGGGCCUUAAUUGGACAAACCAGAUAAAAUUGUUCAGUGGAAAUAUUAUAUAUUAGGUUGACUUUUGAUUUCUUUUAUUACUUAAUUCCAAUUUUUAGCUGCAAUAUGAUAGUCUUUAUGGGCAAAUUUUCGUAAGUCACUGCCUGAUGACUGACUGUUAUUUACAGCUCUGUGCAGCAUUGUUGGGGCUUUUAAUUAACCCUUUAAGCCCCAAUAUCCACAUACAAAUUCUCCAAACUGAUCUCUAUACAUUUCCUUUAAGAAUUAGUUAAGAGAAUUUGAUAAAAGAUCAAAGUAUUAUCUCUUAAGUGAUCAUUUUAUUAAUUCUCAUAACCUAAUCUCAUGAUAAUGUAUGAAUAUCGUUAGGAGAAAAUUGUUGUUGGACACUAUUGGGACUUAAAGGGUUAACUAAGUAGAAUCAUGUUUAAAAAGGAAAAAUCAUUGCUGGCAAUGGAACUGCAAAUAUUUUCACUACAUUAGAGCCACUGAGUUAUUUGUGUUUAUUUCUUCCUAAUUGCUAUUUUUUUCCUUAUGGACCCUGGAAGAGAGAUUGCUAAAUAAUGGUUCCUUGAGAACAAUUCACAUUCUUUCCUAUUCGAUUUUAAAAGCUGUGUUGAAAGGAUCAAAAUAUAUUAAUCAAGUAUUUGAAUGUAUGCAUGUAUAUAUUAACUGUGUUCCUACUAUCCCUUGAGGUCCUUGCAGGAUUUAUCUCCUGAAAAUCAGCUUAUACUGAUAGUCAAGAUAUAAGUAUGUCAGUGUAGUUGUUAUUGUGGCAUUUUUUUCUUCAAGUCUUAUAUUAAAAACUAUUAUUUUUUGCAUUGGUUUUUCAGUAUUGCAGUGGAACCCUUAUUUCCGCAGCUCUGUUUAAAAGGUCUGCCCAAAGACUUUAGAUCAGGAACUCCUCGACUUGGUCAUGAAAGUGCUAGAGAAAAAAUGCAUCGAAGCCUAAGCGAGGAACAGUCGACUGAGGAAGAGAAUGGUAUGAAUUCAAAUUGAUUCAUAAACGAAUUUUAAAAUCAGACUUUAGAUGUCAUAUUUCUAUCUAAAAUUAUUUAAUUGAAUAAAGUUUCAUCAGAUUAUACUGCCAUUAAAAUUAUACCAUCCUACUCAUUUGUUACUUUAGCAGUAAAAGUACUCUUUCCUGGGGUGGAGAAAAAUAAUUUCUAAGUAAUUUAAGUGAAUGUCAAAAUUAGACGUGUGACCUUAAGUACUUCCAAACCGUCAAAUAUAGGCAUUGAAAAACUGCAAUCAAGUUGCCCUUUUGUUGCCCUUUUUUUCAAAUUACUCUUAUUAGUAUUAUUUUAAAUCAUGAGUCUCCAAUCACCUUUGAUUGAAGUAAACAAGCCAUUAUUGUUUUUAUUUAUCUUAUUUUCAGAGCUGUCGCCACUAGAGUUGAGUGUCUUCCUUAAUGCCCUACCUUGCUCAUUGGCAUUCCACAGAGAUGCCAGCUUUGAUUUUAAGGUUUUAAUCAAGGAGGUCAGUUCCCUUUUAUUCUUGUAUUUUUUUUUUGUUUGAUAUUUGUAAUACUCCGUAGGUUACCAGACAUCUGUGGAAGGUUAAAGUAUGAGUGAUGGUACUAAGAAAUUGGUACAUAGGCUAACAAAAAAAUGGUAAAUGUGUCAAAAAGUAUGAAAAUUGAAGGUCUUUUUUAAGGCCAUGCAUCACAUGAAAUGCAGAAAAGUUGCAGUUGAAAAGACCUCUUAGGCUGCAAUUGGUGUAAAAAUUGUUGAGACAUCAUACCCAAAUGAGGAACUUCAGAGAAUAAAAGAAUCCACACCCCUCUCCCCUCCUCUCCAUUCAAAGUUGGAGUGUUUGUUGUUUUCUAUAGGUAGCUCGAACAGCAGCACAACAUUGCUUGAAGGGGAUAGGGGAGGAGAAGCUUUAUUUUCCCCAUUUGAAGGCAGUAAAAUGUCAGAAAGUCCCUUUAGGGUGAAGUGUCUCAACAAAUUUUGUUGCCGAUUGUAAUUUCAUAUUCUAAGAACACUUGCUAGUCAAAAUCUGAAUGAACUGUCAAGCUUAAAUGGUGGAAACGUUUGUAUUUAGUUAUGUAUUACUAAAGAAUCAACAUUGAUUGCACUUUCAAUUUUCUUUCAACAUGAAAGUCAAGCUUAGCUUAUAUAGUAUGUAGGAGACGCUGUCUGAUAUCUGUCUGUCAAGCGCACUGUUGUACACUUUUAAGUCUUACCAUAAAAUAAAUGUCACUAAUUAAAAUAAAUAUUACUGUUUACAUUGCAGGCACGUCACCUAUGCUUUGGACUCAUGAACUGCUUCUCCUUCAUGCUCUCAUGUCAGCUGGUACUUUCUGCCGUCAUGCUUCUAUCGUCAUUCCUCCUCCUCCCUCCUCCCUUGACAGGGCUCCAUAUUUUAUGGCUGACAUGCCUGACAGUACCCCUGUUGAGUCUGUCUUUGAUUGGUUCCACGGCUGAUCAGGAUCUUAUGACAAUGAUCACAGGAAAAAAUGACAAAAACUUCAAGGUAAAUUUGUGCAAUUAGCACGUACAUGGGAAUAAAUGGUAAGCUCUCCUGGGGAAAUCAGGCCUUCAGAGCAUCUUGCCUAGUUCUUGUACAGGGUCUUCCAGACCUUCUCUGUCAAUACAUUUCGCUGAUGUAUCCAAGACAAAUGGGUAAAAAACUUGCUCACACCACAUGACCCAAAAUGCAUAGACCAUGAAGAAUAAUGAGGGCUAGGGACUAGGCAACAGGGUGUCCUGGUGAGCUUGCUUGCAGGAAUGUUCCCAAACAAACUCUGCAGAUGGCCUGGUAUGUAAAAUCUUUACCCUUUUUUGUUUCUGGUACAUUUUGUACUGUUAGGAAUUUUUAUGUUCCAAGGCAAAUUUUCUGUAUCAGCAGUGUGCAAAGAAAGUCAUUUUUACAGCUUGACUUUUGGGUAAGAUAAAGCUGGUAUUAAUUGCUAGCCAUUUCAACAGUAGCCCCAAAAACGUUUUGAUGAGCAGAAUUGAUUUCACAGUUUUUCUGUAAUUUGAAUUCCUCAUAAAACUUCACUUGCCCCUCAGGCAAGUUAAAAACAGAAUUCACUAACCCGAUAGCAAAAUCCACUAGCCCUGGUUAUUCGACACUACUUUCUUUGCACACUGAUUAGCCAUUUAUUCCACCCAUGUCAAUUUAAGUACGCCUGUGCAUGAUUUUAUAUAAAUCUCUACUGAUUUAACCAAUUAGGAGUGGACAGGUAUUUCUUUGUUCCCUUUCAGGAUAUCACAUACAGAGUUUGCAUUUUGUUCCUUGUGUGCUUCUUUCCUUCUGUUUGUGUAUGCUGCCUGGUUCUUUUUCCACUAAAUCUACGUGAUAUUUGCCGUUCUUUAAACAAGAAAUCCAGUGACUGUCAUUACCUACUAGGAUACAGGUAAGAUUAAAUCGUGAGGCUUUUUUAAAGCAUAAUUUCAGAAAGCUGGUUUGGUUUUCUUAGGCCCUUUUAGCGUAGCAUUCUGUAGCUAGCUAAGCCAUAUCAUCAAGGUUCCUCAGCUUAAUCAUUAACAUAAACACGUGCACCUCUGGUGGAAUCCCCCUUGAAAAAUUUAUGAAUGAAAAGAACAAGUGAUCUUAAAUCUUUGUUUAUUUCACCUUAUGAAAGGCAUUUACACGAGUGUAUGUAAGUAGGAGAACAAAGUAACUGAUAAAUAAAAUAAUCAUAAAAGACAAUAAGUUCAUGAUCAUUUGUGUACAGAGUCCAAAGUAGCAAGAGCUUUCUUGUCGGACACCGUCAUGUUCAGGUAAUCGGCAGCAGCAAAGAGAGGAAAUAAAAUAUUUAACAAUAAGAAUAAUUAUUAUUCCUUGAGCCCGAAUGGGCUCUGAGUCAAUAGCCCAUGAGGCCGAAGGCCAAAUGGGCUAUUGACUCAGAGGCCAUGAGAGCAAGAGAAAUAAGUUGGUAAAAAAUAUUGAGGAGAAAAAAAUUUUAGCUAGUUAAAGCUAGACUUUUUGCUGCCAAAAAGCCCGCGCUUUUCACUACUAGGGGGCUAUAACAUAUAGCCUAGUAGUAGCUCAACCAAUGAAAACGCAGCACUGAUAACAGACCACUAGUUGGAUUUUACUAAUAAAUAAUAUCAGUGAUACAACAUAUAAGCAAGGUUAAGAUCAGAUUUGAUUGAUUAGAAGAUAGGACAGCCAGAAACAGGUACUCAAAGACAACAGUGGUAGAGGGUAUAAUAAUUUAUACUAAAUUCACCAAAAAAUACAUUACUUUAGUUUAUAGUCACAUAGUUUUGCUUGUAAGGUGAGCAGGUUUAUGAGAUGUUGAAAGUAAGUGCAUUAAUUUACAGAAUGUUACAAGCGGUAUGAUGCUCCACCGCCCACUUCCUAUCUCAUUUAUAAAUAAUUAACAUGCAAUGAGUAGUGGGAAUUGUUUUCAUUUAACCUAAAGGAAUAGCAGUGAAGUCUGGAAUGGUCUGGGGCAGAGUCACAUUCAAGCACUGGCUUUAGCUCAAGAUAUCAACACGUUUUUUCUUGUUCUUCUUUUUGGUAAGUCAAGGUGUAAUGCCAAGGCAAGCAUUGAUUAUUCUUGGUCAAGUCUAAAUUUGUUCUGUUUUUUUUUUUUUUUUUUUCAAUCAGUAAACAUACACUUUUUUUCCAAGCCUUAGGUUAGUCAUUUGACUGUGAGAAUCACAUGUACUUUCAUUUAUUUCAGCAGAUGUUCACAUUACCAAUUUUUUAAAUACAUUCAUAUUCGUAAACAACAUGUAAUGGGGAAUAGGAAGCAAGGGGCGGUGGCACAGUGAUGAGAGCACUUGUCUUCCAUCAACUUGGCUUGGGUUCAAAUCGAGGUGUCAACAGCAUUAUGUGGGCUGAAUUUGUUGUUGCUAACGUCUCCUUUACUCUGAGAGAUUUUUCUCUGGCUACUCUUUUUUUCCCCUCUCUUCAAACACCAUCACUUCCAUGUAGUUCCAAAUUCCAAUUUAACCAGCUGGAAUAGUAGACAAAGAACCUGGCUAUGUGGAUAUGCAACCUCCGAAAAAAUCAUUAUUUAUUAUGUGUGAGAACACUAGCCAUAAGGUUGUGCUACUGAGUUAUUUGUUGACCUGAUGACCAAGUGCAGAAACUGUGGCAUGGUUAUGGUUGCUUUGGAAACCACAAUCAUCUUUGAACUAACCUAGGGUGCAAUCUUUAUUUCAACCAAACUUUUAUCAUGGUGUCAAUGAAACAAAACUUUGGAUCAAUCUUGCAAUUUUGUCCCUCUUUAAGACCCAAUAUUUUCCUUACACCCAGAUUCUAAAUAAUAAACAUUGGAUCAGUUAAAUGGAACCAGACUUUUCAGUUUAAACUGGACACACUCCCUUUUUCGUUCUUCAAUGAUGGCUGUUUAAUAGACAUUCACCUGUAUAACAAAUUGGAACUGCUAAUGGUGGGGAAGGGCUGGGUAUGUAAACCUGUCUGCAGUGGACCAAGAAUUUUCAAAGGUUACGGCAAAGACCUUAUUUUGUCCUUUGGAAGAAGUUUACUGGAAUACAAUAAAUUUUUCUAACAGCAUAAAGACUACAUUAAAAAGUAACAAAAUGUAAAACUAUGUUGAUGUCAUUUUUUCUGCAGUAUUCAUUUCCUCAAGUUAUGUGCAUCGUCUUCAUCUACUCUGGAGAAAAUCACCUUUUGUAAAUAAGUCUUGGAUGUGCGCAGUGGCUGUUCUGUAAGUAUUAAAACUUUGCUUUUUACCAGGUACAAAGAUUUGAAAUCGGUGUCCAAAAAAUAGUACGAAAUGAGACUUCCUUACUUGUAUUGUCAAGUCUCAAAUUAAUUUUUUGAUGGGUGGCCGGACACGAUGACCGGCCAAAGAAAUUUUGCUUGGUCAAGUCUCAUCCUGAAUGGUUUAAGUGCUGGAAAAAAGUUAACUAAUCCUUACAAGUGUGAUUUUCGAUUUGUGAAAUAUGUGUUUUGCAAAGAGACAAAAAUCUAAGAUUUGGCCGUUUUUUCAAGAAUUAUGAGAGUGUGUGUGACAGGUCAACAUGACCUCUGAUUGAAAUUUUUAGGAGUGUAGCUGGUGUAGUUGCCAUUCAGGUCAGACAUUGUUCGUUGAUUGGCCAUUAUUUUGAGCCCUGUAUGGUGUACCAAGCAUAUUGAAAAAACACAUUCAAUCUCCACUUAUUUUUUGCCUCCUCAUGUGUUGUGAACUAAACUAUUUGGCUACUUUCCAUUUUAUGUACAGCUUGACACUCCAUGUAAUCUACUUUGCAUUAUCUCAAGUUGGUUGGAGUCAGCAUAGAUCACGUGUAUACAGUAUCACUGAUGUUCCAGUACCCUCUAUCAUCAUCACCAUUCUAUGGCCUGUUGUUGCUCUUGCAAUUUGUGAACUCUUUAAAAGGAGAUAUAUCAAGUAAGAUAACUUCAUUUUACCACCUGAUAAUUCAAGUACAUGGUUGUCUGUGACCCACUACUGUUUGCAAGACAUGUAUUAAUUUUAGUGUUGAUGUUAAGCAUUACCCCUUGUUUCCACAUGUCACAUAGUAGUGAUCAUUAACUUUAAUAGUUAAUACAAAUGGCAAGUAAAUAUUUUCGUACCGUCAUACGCAAACAUUCUUAGGGCUUCAUCACUGGGGUAGGAACUCACAAACUGACAAAGCCGCUAAGAACGUCUGCAUGGGAGGCUUAUAUUAUUUUAAUUUUCCAUUCUUUGUUAAAAAGGAAAAAUUUUCCUUUAGAGUUUAAUUUUCAGCGGUUAAAUUGGACUCGGGCAUUUGUGAUUUUCAACAGUUUUUGAGAAAAAGAAAAAAGUUCAUCUUCUGAUACACCUGUCUGUACAAAAAAAUAAUGAACUGUUGUGGUCAAUAGUUUUGUUGUAAAAAGGUACGUAGCUUAUCAUUACAUGUGCACAGUGUUAGAUUUUAGUGGUGUCUCAGAAUCCUAUGUUGGCCCAGUAUACACAGUGAUGUUACUUGUCACAAAGAGUAAUGAUAAUCACUUUGACUCUGAAGGUGACUAUGGCACAGGUUGUCGAAACGCGAGUCACUGUCAACAACAACAGUCCUAUCCAGGACUACGAUCAUGCGGACAAUCAUACUCAACCUACUUAUGAAAAGACUCCUGGGUUCAAACCUUUCACACUAAUGAUAAUGAUGGAAUAUUCAGAAAAUCUUCCACUGUAGCAAUUUUUAACAGUCAUUUUAUUAUUACAGGGAGUGGAUCAGACACCAGAGAAGAGCCAAAUUAAAGUUUGGCACCAAGUUGGGCAUGAAUUCUCCAUUUUAGUAGAGGAGAAGGACAAGGCAACAUCUUUUUAAGUAGAAUAGAAUGUUCAUACCCAGUCACAAAUUCUCAUUGACAUAAUUAUUUCAGUAGUAUGUCUAUAAACAUGAGUAAGUGCAUGAAACUCUCGUAAGCGGACACCCUCGGGAUGUGAAAAAGGUGUUCAUACCUGGAGCUGGCCGCUUACAAGAAUGUAAAAAUGCAGAGUUUGUACGGGAGUUGAGUAAAACAGGGUUUUGUGAAGGUGGCUGUAAGUGGAGUUGUCUGCUUACAAGAGUGACUAUUAUGAGAGCUUCCACUGUACAAUUAUUUUCUCUAGGAGACUCUGGGGCUUAUAGAGAGGGGAAGAUGCUAAGUCAAAUAAGUGCAGU
This is a messenger RNA of Porites lobata, 28927 nucleotides long. Lineage: Eukaryota; Metazoa; Cnidaria; Anthozoa; Scleractinia; Poritidae. The record is from the annotation of a GenBank genome assembly.